Molecule: messenger RNA, 1357 nt
Organism: Odobenus rosmarus divergens (Pacific walrus)
Lineage: Eukaryota; Metazoa; Chordata; Mammalia; Carnivora; Odobenidae
Gene: CCDC32
Product: chromosome unknown open reading frame, human C15orf57
Exons: 4
Coding region: 46-585 (179 amino acids)
Biological process (GO): cilium organization
Source: RefSeq, a predicted model, not a curated record
GAGCGUUUGUGAGCUGCUGGGCAGGCCGUUGCGCUCAGAUUCCAAAUGAAAAUGUUUGAGAGUAUUGACUCUACAACCACAAGACCUGGCCCUGAUCUUUGGGCUGAAAUAUGUUCCUGUCUACCAAAUCCUGACCAAGAAGAUGGUGCCAACAAUGCCUUCUCAGACUCCUUUAUGGAUUCUUAUCCUGUGGGCACAGGCCAAAGGGAGGCCCCAGAGUUUGCUGUUCAGCCAGCUACAAAGCCUUGGGCUCCCUUGCAGGAUUCAGAAGUAUAUUUAGCAUCUCUAGAAAAGAAGCUAAGAAGAAUCAAAGGUUUAAAUCAGGAAGUGACUUCCAAGGACAUGCUUCGAACCUUGGCCCAAGCCAAGAAGGAGUGCUGGGAUCGAUUCCUCCAGGAGAAGUUAGCAUCAGAGUUCUUUGUGGAUGGACUUGAUUCUGAUGAGAGCACCUUGGAACAUUUCAAGAGGUGGCUCCAGCCAGAUAAAGUAGCCAUCAGUACAGAGGAGGUCCAGUAUCUGAUUCCUCCAGAGUCCCAGGUUGAGAAGCCAGCAGCCGGGGACAAGCCAGCAGCAGCGGAACAAUAAAUUACACACACACACACACACACACACACACGCUGAGCAGCUGUCUUGGAUCCAGAGGGAACAGCGGAGAGCUCGGCGGAGCAGCAAGGAGAAAUCCAGGGAGGCGGGGGAAGCCCACCCUCCCACUCAACAAAGCAAACAGCUGUGGCCCCCGAGGACUUGCUUGGGGCUGGCGUGUGUGACUGUCUUGGAUUAAGUGACCCAGUGCAUGCUGGAUCAAGAUACUGCUUUCCUCUGUGUCUCACAGCUUGCCUGAGCUCUGUUGCAGCAGGUGAGAAGUCCACUAAGAAUCUAGUGAAGCAGCAAGUAUGAAAGUAUUUGGAGAAACUGAUACCCUUGGGUUUAAUAUAUAAGCUAAGUGAGCCAUAUUUUUUCUUGCCUCUUCUGGAUGUUCCUGCCUGCGCUCCCAGCAUUCCCUUGGUUAACUGUCAGGGGUGAGUGGGGUCAAGGAGAAUCAAGUCGGCCUCCUUGGAUCCACAGCCCAUGUGGGGCUUCUCUAAGUUUGUAAUAAAUAUAGGGACAUGACGAAAAGAGGCCAUGCUUUUCCUUUGUCUGGUUCGUUCCUUGUGGAGAAAGUGGAUCAAAGUAUGAAAACUUGGGUGUUUGUGUGUAGAUGUAUAUUUUUUAUUUCAUGCAUGAUUUCUCCCCUAACUUCCUCUUGCCCUUAAAACGGGCCAGGCUUCAAAUUAGACUUGUAAAUAUGGUGUCGGUAUUUGACACCACCCCUGAAUAGUUCCAAGCUCGCCUGUGGCAGCUUUCGUGGCCGUUCUUG